Messenger RNA from Humulus lupulus (European hop), 1661 nucleotides. RefSeq lists its product as uncharacterized. The coding region runs from base 162 to 1559 and encodes 465 amino acids. The record is from RefSeq and is a predicted model, not a curated record. Gene Ontology annotation, biological process: mitotic cell cycle checkpoint signaling; ubiquitin-dependent protein catabolic process; protein ubiquitination. The transcript is spliced from 15 exons. Gene Ontology annotation, cellular component: nucleus. NCBI's taxonomy places the organism in Eukaryota, Viridiplantae, Streptophyta, Magnoliopsida, Rosales, Cannabaceae. Gene Ontology annotation, molecular function: metal ion binding; ubiquitin-protein transferase activity.
UUUGAAAAUUCGAAACUUGAAACAGAAUGAAAGGGACUAUAUAACUUAUUUCUUUAAGAAGAAAAACCAAAGCUUUGGCUGUACGAUUCAGUGUUCCGAUUGCUUGGCUUUGUUUGUAUAAAUACAAAAAGCAAGCGCUUUUGGGUUUUGAUCGGUCGGGGAUGGCAGAAGUCGAAGUGGGUCAAAGCUCAAACUCGGCUUUCUCUGAUCAAAUAUGGGCUAAGCUUGUUCCCUCCGACUCAAGAUUUUCAGAUGUUGAGAUAAAGGCUGAUGAUGUUCUUGUUUGCUCCCACACAACCCCUUCUUCUUCUUCUGAGCAACAUCAAUGGUGUCAAAUUAUAAGAAAUUCAGAUUUGUCUUCUGCCACUUUGCACAAUAAGAGUUCACAUGCAAUUCUUGCGAAUGAGGCUGUCAUCCCAAAUGAAGACUCUGUUGUCAUUAAUUGCGGAACUGAAAUUAUCCCUGGUCCUUGUAGAGAAGGGUAUUUGAGCUAUAGAUUCAAAAUAAUGCCCAGACCCGAAACCUCUCAGAAGAAAUUAAAGAUAAGCAUAGAUGUUGAUCAUGCAAAAUGCAGUAUUUGCCUAAGUGUGUGGCAUGAUGUUGUUACUAUUGCCCCUUGCUUCCAUAACUUCUGCAACGGAUGUUUCUCAGAAUGGUUAAGGCGAUCACAAGAAAAACGGUCAAAUGUACUCUGUCCUCAAUGUAGAGCUGUUGUGCAGUUUGCUGGAAGAAACCACUUUCUGCAGAACAUUGGAGAGGAUAUACUGCAGGCUGAUUCUUCUUUAACACGUCCAAAUGAUGAAGUUGCAAUUUUAGAUAAAUAUGCAUCAAUACAAUCAAACCUUGUCAUUAAGAGAGGAAAGAGGUCUCGCCGGAAAAGGGCUUAUUCACCAGUGGACGAGUUAAGUGGUGACAUAGAUCUUCCGUGCCCUCAAUGCGGUACCGAAUUUGGUGGUUUUCGCUGCAACGAUAACACUGUCCACUUACAAUGUCAAACAUGUGGAGGAAUGAUGCCUUCUCGACUCAAUGCUACUGUAGCACAACACUGUUUAGGCUGUGAUAGGGCAUUUUGUGGUGCUUAUUGGCAUUCUAUAAGAGCUACAGGAACAGGUGCUCAUGCAAUGUGCGGUCCUGAGACCUUUAAACCGAUUUCAGAACGUACUAUCUCUAGAAUUCCUUUCUGGGCGCAUGAAAAGAAUCGACAUGAGCAAGAUAUUACAGAGAAGUGUUUUAGACAAAUGGGCAGAACAUUGCAGGAUGUUGUUACAGAAUGGAUUGAAAAGUUGAACAACAGAGAGCUUGAUCGAACUAGAAUGCCACUCAAUCAUGCUGAAAUGAUAACAGCUGGGACUCAUUUAUGCAAUGAUUGUUAUGAGAAACUGGUGUCAUUCCUGUUGUACUGGUUUCGGAUUUCGAUACCCAAACAUCUUCUUCCAGCAGAGGCAGCUGCAAGGGAGGAUUGUUGGUAUGGAUAUGGUUGUCGAACGCAGCACCACAGCGAAGAACACGCUCGCAAAAGGAAUCAUGUCUGUCGUCCAACAAGGGGUUCUAAUACGUAGUCAUUUUUUGCAGAUUCAUAUAUUUUCUUUUCUUGUGCAAACACAGAUGAUAUUAUUUAAACGAACUUUAUGAAAAUGGAUUCUUUCUUUGUUUGUUUCUAA